AUGGAACUUAAUCAAUUAACAGCAAUAUCACCAAUAGAUGGUAGAUAUUGGGAUAAAUGUAAUAGUUUAAGCGAAGUCUAUGUAGAGAUUGAAUACUUUAUCAAGUUGUCUACGAUUGCAGAGGUCAAGCCAUUGCAACAUCUCUCACAACCAGAGACACACGAAAAGCUUCGCAACAUCUACAAAAACUUUUCAUUUGAAGAUGCACAAGCAAUCAAAAAGAUUGAAAAGACGACCAAUCACGAUAUCAAAGCUGUCGAAUACUUUAUCAAAGACAAGAUGGUAGCCAUAUUGGGUGCACAAGAGGUAACUGAUCUGCAAAAGGAGUUUGUUCACUUUGGUCUCACCAGUCAAGACGUCAACAACACUGCCAUCCCAUUGUCAUUGGUAGAAGCUGUUGAUCGUACCUAUAUGCCUCUGCUCAACAAACACGUUGUUGACCCAUUAUUAGAGAUGGCUCGUUCGUUGAGAUCCGUUCCUUUGUUGGCUCGUACCCAUGGUCAGCCAGCUACACCAACCACACUCGGCAAGGAAUUGAUGGUGUUUGCCGAACGUCUCAGCAACCAAAUCCAACUGCUCCGUCUGGUUCCACACUCGGCCAAGUUUGGUGGUGCCACUGGUAACCUCAACGCACAUACUGUUGCCUACCCCUCGGUGCAAUGGGCCGACUUUGCCGACUCGUUUGUGCAACACCUCAACCCACGUCUUAAGCGUGCUCGUUUCACCACACAAAUCGAGCAUUACGAUUGUUUGGCAGCACUACUCGACGCUAUGAAGCGUAUCAACACUAUCCUUAUUGAUAUGUGUCGUGAUAUUUGGCAGUACGUGUCGAUGGAGUAUUUUGGUCAACGUGUCAUUGCCGGUGAGGUUGGAUCAUCCACCAUGCCACACAAGGUCAACCCAAUCGAUUUUGAAAAUGCCGAGGGUAAUCUUGGUAUUGCCAACGCACUCUAUGAACAUUUGGCUGCCAAGUUGCCCAUCUCUCGUCUCCAAAGAGAUCUUACCGACUCGACCGUCCUACGUAACCUCGGUGUGCCAAUGGCCCACUCUCUGCUCUCAUUUGCCUCUAUCGCCCGUGGACUCUCCAAGUUGGUCGUCAACGAAGCCACCAUCAAGCAAGACCUCGACGCCAACUGGGCUGUCAUUGGUGAAGCCAUCCAAACAGUCCUCCGUCGUGAAGGCUAUCCCAAGCCAUACGAAGCCCUCAAGGAAUUGACUCGUGUUUCUGGUGGUAAAAAGAUUUCUCAUCAAGAUCUCAUCGUCUUUAUCGAUACUCUCAAUGUCAAUGAUCAAGUUAAAGAUGAAUUAAAACAAAUCACUCCAUUUAAUUAUAUUGGUCAUAUUCCUGAAUUUUAA
Cavenderia fasciculata is the source of this 1356-nucleotide messenger RNA. It is a transcript of the gene purB, whose product is annotated as adenylosuccinate lyase. The record is from RefSeq and is a predicted model, not a curated record. NCBI's taxonomy places the organism in Eukaryota, Evosea, Eumycetozoa, Acytosteliales, Cavenderiaceae. Gene Ontology annotation, molecular function: N6-(1,2-dicarboxyethyl)AMP AMP-lyase (fumarate-forming) activity. Gene Ontology annotation, biological process: IMP biosynthetic process. The coding region runs from base 1 to 1356 and encodes 451 amino acids. The transcript is spliced from 2 exons.